Molecule: messenger RNA, 3147 nt
Organism: Pelecanus crispus (Dalmatian pelican)
Lineage: Eukaryota; Metazoa; Chordata; Aves; Pelecaniformes; Pelecanidae
Source: RefSeq, a predicted model, not a curated record
AUGGAGAUUAAGCUAGAUGUUCUCAUCUCUACGUGUAUCAAGCAAAGAAAACCAUGGCCUCGCAUUUCAUGGAUUGGACAGGAAAAAGAGGCUAUUUUUCUUUUAGAUGAUAAACAUAUAAAUGAGAUUAACCUGGCAUCAGGGAAGACAAAGAAGAAGAUCCCUCGGCUGCAGUCAUUGUUGAAAAAUGUGGUUGCUUUAACAACAUCAAGUAAUGGUGCUUGGUUGGCAGGCGUACUUACGACAGGAGAGCUGUUUCUUUGGAAUAAAGAUCAGGACUGCUUGAAAAUUGUGCCAGCAAUUGAAGAGUCUAGGAAAGUAGUUGCAGCGGCACAAGAGUGUUUAAUGAGACUAUAUUUGUACGUAUCCGGAGAUGGCAGAAAGGCACUAUUAACUACUCCUACAGCAUGUGUCUUUUUGUGGGAGAGCACAGAACAUGCAAAUACAUCAUCUUAUAAAAAUUCUUCUGGGCGUUGGACACAAAUUUUGCCUGAUGAAUCAGUCACGUUGCCUUCUACUGAAGAAAAAGAAAUUGGAGUGCAUGCUGCUUUCAUACAAAACGAGAUACUGGGUGAUUGCUGUUUGUGCUCUUUUGUGUUUUACUGUGGCGAAUGUUUGGUGCUCACAUUUUUGGUUCUUCGAUGGCAUGAAAGUAGCUUUAAAUAUGUUAGGUCUUUGCCAUACCAGAUCCACUGGGUACAGCAGACUUGUUCUCUUGUUAAUUUGGUUCCUCAGUGUGUGCCUGUAAAGUCAAGAGGAGCUUUGCUAUGUGCAUUUGCAAGAGAUGGACUUCUGCUUGCAGUAGCUGUUAAUCAGACUGAUCCAAAGGCAACUCAGAUUUUGUUUUUAAACACAUUGAAUUGUGUAACAGUUUCGGGUAGCCUUAAAGGCUGUAGUAGCAAGACUGGCAUGGUCCCGUCCAAGUUUAUCAGAUCUUACUGGGUUGGCGAUAUGAGUUGGACUCCUGAUAGCCUUUUCUUGGCUUGCAUGUUAAAACGUGGAUCUUUGAUUUUAUUGACAUGUAUGGGUGAAUUGCUGACCGUGAUUACUUCUGGCUGCUCUGUAGAAUUUGGACCAGCAGAGUUUAUUCCAUUUCAUCCACUAAUAACAUACAGGUAAAAGCAGUCUUUUUGUCACGACUCUAGUCAGUCUCUUGGUUCUUCAGCUUCUGAAAGUGACCUUAUGAGACAGAGAUUCUCUGUUGCUUCACAUUCAAGAUUACCCUACCUCAUUGUCUCUGAUGGGUACAUGAUAACAGUGCUUAGAUUUCCUAACAACCUUUCACCAUCAGGAUUUAUAAGAUCCCUUCUGCUUGAUUCAACCCAACGGCUUGAAAAUAUUCGUCAGAAUUUGCUGAACUCCAAGGAUUAUGAAGAAGAAUCAGAUGAUGAGAAGCGGUUUUGCAAUAGCCCUUCCAGCUUUUAUAGCCAAAGAAUCCAUUCAUUUUUUGCUAAAGCUGAUCAAGGCCGCUUAGAAUUUGCAUCAAUGUUUGAUACUAUCCAUGCAAAAGACAGUACUGAAGAGAAGGAUAAAUUAUCAGGGGAACUGUAUUCCAUUCAGAAAAACCUCCUUGCUGCCUGGAAGAUAGGGAUUUCAAAAAAUGUGGAAGAAAAAGAUACAUUGCUGAAUUACACAGUGAACUGCAUUAUCCAUUUUUUCAACAUUCUUCAGUUUGUGAAAUGUUCUUUGCUAAACCAAGAUGCAUCUUUAAACAAGUCUGUGAAAAAUACUCACUGGAUGCAUUGUGUCUUACAAUACUUUAAGCAGUGUUUAACUGUCUUGUACUGGCAUUCAAGAGCCAGUCUGACUGGGCACGUGGCAAAGUUGACGUUACAAACUUUAAAACUGGUGCUCGUACAGCAACAAGAUCAGUUGUUCUCAAAAAACCUUUUGGCAAGCUUCUGUCUUUUGAAAAUGGUUUCUCACACUCUAAGUAGUGUGUGCGUACUACAGUAUGAGAAUGUUUUUGCAUCUCCUCAUAGUAAUAGUCUUGUGGAACUUGACUCUUUCACUGUGCCUGUUUUCCUAUUUCUUGAUGACAGUACUUCUCAGCAAUUCAGCUCACUGAAAUCUCUGCUUAGAGAGCCUCCUCGAGCAGUAAACCAUGAUGCAAAAACAGAAAAAAGGUUGAUUGUACUGUGGCGAUUAUUGUAUAAGAAAGUGGUUUGGUAUCAGGUGCAGCUGAAUAGAAAGGUGAACAAGAAUGCAGAAGAAGAGUCUGUUGUCUCAUUGCUUUUAAGUCAUGUUCAAGCGACCCUCCAGUCUUCAGGAUUGACCUUGGAACAACAUUUGAAGAUUAAUUCUGUAUCUGGUGAGGAGAAGUUCCUUUUAGGCUCAUACAGGGAAUCUGUGGACAUUUGGAAAAGAUCUCUUUGUGAAAUCAAGGCAAAAGAUACCAAGUAUUUUCAGCAUGAGCUAUGGAUGGUAACAGAUGUUCAUACUGAAACCGCUAUGGCUGUGAUUCGAUCCAUGGCACGAUUCAUGGCCGCUUAUUUCACAAAUCAGCUGCUCUAUAUCUUCCCCCCUCACAAUGUUGACACCCUGCAUCCACUUCACAUCAAACAAGACUUCUGUCCUCGUAUUAUUCCACUGCAACGCUCUUUGGUUACCAGAGCCAUUAGGGACCAGAACCUUUCAUCUGUGUGGACAGCUGAAUAUGCUCUUGAUUUGUUCUUUAUUGGUGGACUCAUUCCAGAGGCUGUGUGGUUAACACACAGAGUUGGGGACUGGAAACUGUCUGUUUCAAUUGGUGUGGCCUAUCAGCUGUAUUGUCAAAACUCUGAUGAAUUCUCAAGACUGAAAAACACAGAGCGUCACCUGCCAUUAAGCUUAUCACCAAUGCUGACUUUUCAGGAAAAGUUACAAUCUUUGUUAGGACAGCCAUUUACUUCUGAAACAUCAGGAUGUAUUAAAUACAAGCACUUUACAGAUCCCAUUGAAGAAGAAGAUGCAAAUGUUCUUUAUAGUUCAAUACAGGAACUACUGAAAGCAGCUGUUAUGGCAGAUGCUGAUAUUCUCUCAGAGACAUUUCAGCUUCUACUGGAUUCUGCCAAGGAUCUUAGCAGAAAAUUGUAUGGCUUAGUUCCAGAUGGGCUUUAUCUUCCAGCACCACCAUUAUACUGUCCUCAGCCAGCUUAUCUCAGUGAA